Molecule: messenger RNA, 704 nt
Organism: Physcomitrium patens
Lineage: Eukaryota; Viridiplantae; Streptophyta; Bryopsida; Funariales; Funariaceae
Product: NAP1-related protein 2
Biological process (GO): nucleosome assembly
Cellular component (GO): nucleus
Source: RefSeq, a predicted model, not a curated record
CCCCAUCUCGUCUUCUUUUGGCUAGGUAUUGCCCUCUCUCCCUCUCUACAUUCCUCUCGCCCCUGCCACUGCUGCUGUUGGUGUUUGGCGGGAUGGACAAGGGAAAGAGGGCCAAAGUGGAGGAGGAGGAGGGCUCCGAACUGGACGCCGAGUUGGUUCAGGCCAUCGAGAAGUUGCAAGAAGUGCAGGACGAGCUUGAACGGGUGAACGAGGAGGCGAGCGACAAAGUGCUGGAGGUGGAGCAGUUUUACAACGAAAUCCGACGCCCAGUGUACAGCAAGCGGAAUGCCAUCAUCCACAACAUUCCGGACUUCUGGUUGACUGCCUUUCUGAGCCACCCAGUGCUGUGCGACCUCUUGACGGAGGACGAUCAGAAGGUGUUCAAAUACCUGGAAUCGCUGGACGUGGAGGACUUCAAGGAUGUGAAAUCGGGCUACAGCAUCAGCUUUAAUUUUCGAACAAAUCCUUACUUCGAGGAUACGAAGUUGACGAAGGAGUUCAGGUUUUCGGAUGACGGUUCGACGUCCGUGUCGGGCACCCAGCCGAAGUGGAAGGAUGGAAUGAAUCUGACGAACGGCGUGGUAGCUGAGAAAGAAGGGAACAAGAGGGGUCAUCAAACGGAGGACAGGUAUGAGCUCGAAGCAUUGGGUGUUGUGGGUUGGCGUAUGCCGAUGGGUUGGUAUUGUGGGUGUCGGCGGUCGUGA